Ylistrum balloti is the source of this 837-nucleotide messenger RNA. RefSeq names its product oligodendrocyte transcription factor 2-like. The coding region runs from base 1 to 837 and encodes 278 amino acids. NCBI's taxonomy places the organism in Eukaryota, Metazoa, Mollusca, Bivalvia, Pectinida, Pectinidae. The record is from RefSeq and is a predicted model, not a curated record. The transcript has a single exon. Gene Ontology annotation, molecular function: protein dimerization activity.
AUGCAUUCCAAGGAGCUUGAUACAAGUCUUGAAAUAGACGUAGACGAUUCCUUUAACCAGUGUGAAUUUGAAUCAUCGUUUGAUUCCCGUGACGUCAAUGACGUUAGCAGUGGAAGUCGACGUCAUAAAGAACAUCGUCACACCAAGUCUGAAAUACCUGAUGACGUAAGACUAAGAAUCAAUAGCCGAGAAAGACAACGAAUGCAUGAUUUAAACUCAGCUCUGGACAGUCUGCGACAGGUCAUGCCUUAUUCCCAUGGACCAUCGGUAAAGAAAAUCUCCAAGAUGUCAACAUUGCUGCUAGCUAGGAAUUACAUACUUAUGUUGACUAAAUCUUUGGACGAGAUGAGAAAAUUAGUGCAAGACAUGUCGGCCGCAAAACCAGCAGAAGCACCAGUGAUGCCAUCUAUCGCUAUUCCUACAGCAACUCAUCUAACAGCGCCCCCUAGCGAUUUAGGAAGCCAAUAUUAUUAUCCAAGCGUGCCGACUGCAUCGGCCAGGUUUUCUCCUUACAAGACCCCAGCGUUUGUGCCAUAUAUGGACCCACCAACACACACGUCAUCUCCAGUGUCAAAACGCGUUACGUCAUCAAAAAGAUCGCUCUCCACACCACUUUCCGAUUCCACGAACAUUCAUGGACGUUCUUCGGCACCGUUCAAACAUUCUGUGUCUUCAAUUUUGGAGGAUAAGAAACCAUCCCAACCCAUGCCUUGUAAGCCAACAUCAUCGAUGUAUUCUCUCAGCGAGGAGUCACAAGCGAUAAUAUCCGGAGCUAUUCCGAACGUCAGCCCACAUCUUCUCGGAUUCCCUCGACAAGAUUGGAAGCCAUUGUAUUAA